AUGGGUGCUGCUUACCACAUCAUGGGUCGUUCUGUGCCCGCUCACCAAUUGGCCAUCGCCACCUUGGGUCUUGUCACCCUUUUGGCUAUCCCUAAGCCUUGGAAUCCUGCUCCCAAGCAUCCUAAGAUCAUUGCCGAGUCGGAGGAUGAGAAGAAAUUUAUCGAAAACUACGUUCAAGACCACUUGAAGGCUGAAAAGCACUAA
Messenger RNA from Diutina rugosa, 204 nucleotides. It is a transcript of the gene ATP19, whose product is annotated as F1F0 ATP synthase subunit k. The transcript has a single exon. The coding region runs from base 1 to 204 and encodes 67 amino acids. Gene Ontology annotation, biological process: proton motive force-driven ATP synthesis. NCBI's taxonomy places the organism in Eukaryota, Fungi, Ascomycota, Pichiomycetes, Serinales, Debaryomycetaceae. The record is from RefSeq and is a predicted model, not a curated record.